AUGCAGCCAACAUGGGAACGACGUGAGCGACUGGGCAGCCGACAAGACGUGGACGUGGGCGAGUCCCUCGGCGCGACGCACAUCGUCGACCACGCACUCCCCAUCCCCGAGCUCCUCGCCGCGGUCUCCGCCGCCGCUUCGAGCGCGCCGGUGUCCUUCGCGUACGUCGCGAUCAGGAUGGAGGACACGCAGCGGCUCGCAUACGCCGUGCUCGGCGACCGCGGCGGCUUCGUCUCGGUGAUGCCGCGCGCGGGCCCCGAGGUCCUCGCGCCAGUGCAGAGGGAGGGCGACGGGAAGCCCGUCGCGCGGCCGUUCGCAAGCUUCCAGAUGCCGCCGAAUCAGGCACUGGGCGUCGGGGUGGACAAGCGGCUAACGGGGUGGCUCGCAGAUGGGACAGAGGAGCACGCGGACGAGGAGGUCGCGCCGACGACGGAGUACGCGCCAGGUGUCGAGCACUGCGAGCAGCUGCCCGCGCUUACGUGGUCGGAGUAA
This is a messenger RNA of Epithele typhae, 492 nucleotides long. RefSeq lists its product as uncharacterized. The transcript is spliced from 3 exons. NCBI's taxonomy places the organism in Eukaryota, Fungi, Basidiomycota, Agaricomycetes, Polyporales, Epitheliaceae. The coding region runs from base 1 to 492 and encodes 163 amino acids. The record is from RefSeq and is a predicted model, not a curated record.